Harmonia axyridis is the source of this 7129-nucleotide messenger RNA. RefSeq lists its product as uncharacterized. The transcript is spliced from 10 exons. The coding region runs from base 303 to 3761 and encodes 1152 amino acids. Gene Ontology annotation, molecular function: RNA polymerase II cis-regulatory region sequence-specific DNA binding; transcription factor binding; DNA-binding transcription factor activity, RNA polymerase II-specific. Gene Ontology annotation, biological process: regulation of transcription by RNA polymerase II. Gene Ontology annotation, cellular component: transcription regulator complex. The record is from RefSeq and is a predicted model, not a curated record. NCBI's taxonomy places the organism in Eukaryota, Metazoa, Arthropoda, Insecta, Coleoptera, Coccinellidae.
UUAUUGUUUUGAUUUGAUUUUGACGUCCCUAAUAAUGAUUAGGAAAUGAGAAGUUACCUAAAUAAAUAACAAGAAUUUUUGGGAUAUCAUUUAUGUGGUUCAUUCGAUUCAAUUGAAAUAUAGGAACUAGCACCAUUUUUUGGAUAUAACUUAUGGUUAUUUAAUAAAUCAAGGGAUCAUUACCAUAAUAAAUUGAUUUAACUACGAUGUUAUCAAGUUGUUAAGGCUUUCGUUGCUAUCUAUCACUAAAAUUAGUGCAGUGCAGUUCAGUUUAUCACUAUUGCCUAACUGAUAUUGAGAUAAUGCCCAAAAGAACAUCCCAAAAGAAUGGAAGGAAGCAAAAAGACACAAAUGAUGAGCAACCAAAAGAUGGCUCGAAAAAGCAGGUUAAAACAGAAGAAACUUCUUCAUCAAUAAAAGGAAACCUUAAAAUGACUCUUAGUAGUAUUCCCUUCAGGCAGCACCGAGAAAAGAAAGCUGGUCGUCCACCGGGUGGAAAACGUUUCGCUGUCAAGGAAAUACCAGGAAAAUUGAAAUCAGCAAUCAGAAGAAGCUUAGACCCCUGUGAUAAUUCAAAUGAUAGCGGUUUAGGUUUUGAUCAUCACACGGAUAGUAGAAGCAACAUAGGCAUAGCCGACCGUCUAGGUUGGCCGAGUUCAGUUGGAAAGAAACCUAGGUUAGAUGUUAAAGUUGAGCAUGAUGAGGAUAAUGAUGGAUACUGCUUUCCUGAGACAAUACGAGCCACGAAAGAAAAUUCAUCAUUAAUUCGAACAUCCAACUCUAACUCGAUGCCAUCUAUGGGAUUACCAAGUAAUCAGCUCAAUUCCUCUGGAAGGGCUGCCUCUUCGUGUGUACCUUUAAGUUUGAGGCAUGCGCCAUCUUCGCCAAUAUCAUUAUCAACCCAGUUAACUACCACAUCACGUUUCUCUGAUGCCACUUUAAGUAUUGUAAAGCAACCCGAACAGCAGCAUAGAGCUCGAUACCAAACAGAAGGUAGCAGAGGUGCUGUAAAAGAUAGAGAAGGCAAUGGUUUUCCUAUUGUUCAACUAAAUGGUUACUAUAAACCUGCUACAUUACAGGUUUUCAUUGGAACUGAUGUAGGUAAAGUAAGUCCCCAUAUGUUCUAUCAAGCAUGCAAAGUGAGUGGAAAAAAUUCCACACCGUGUAUUGAGAAGAAGAUCGAAGGAACCUGCGUGAUUGAACUGCAACUAGACCCCACAAAAGAUAUGAGUGCUACUUGUGAUUGCGUAGGCAUAUUGAAAGAGAGAAACGUGGAUGUGGAACAUAGGUUUCCUGACCAAUUAGGAAAUCGAAGUAAGAAAAAAUCUACACGAUGUAGAAUGAUAUUCCGCACCACUUUGACUCACGAAGAUGGCAGACAAGAAACAUUGCAAGUUGGUUCUCAACCUAUUGUUUGUACACAACCACCUGGGGUUCCAGAAAUAAGCAAAAAGUCCUUAACUUCAUGUCCUGCUACUGGAGGCCUAGAAUUGUUUGUUUUGGGAAAGAAUUUUUCCAAGGAUACCAAAGUUUAUUUUCAACAAACUAAAGAUGACCGUACAGUGAUUUGGGAACAAACAUGUAUUCCAGAUAAAGAGUUUUUGCAGCAAACUCAUUUCGUAUGUGUGAUACCCCCAUAUAGAAGACCAAACAUCACAGAACCAGUCUCGGUGAGAUUAUUUGUGGUAGCUAGUGGUAAAGCUAGCGAAUCACAUCAGUUUUUAUAUACCCCUGUUAAUGGGGCUGUCCUUAGUGUACCCACGGAGCCUGUUCCUCAACAAACACCGUUUUUCAAUAAGAUGCUAUGGACUGCAUCUCUGACUAAAAGAGAACAAGACUUGAGUAUUAUGCCACCACCGGAAACCAGCAUGGUUCCUUUAGCUACUCGUAGGCCAAGUCUUUCCCAGUCGGAAACAUUAUCUCCACCCUUGCACUCCUUGAAACAGGAAUACAUAGAUGAAAACAGCCAAAAUUCUAUUAUGGAUUCAAGUGAUAUUUGCCAGGAAAGGUACAGACAAAUUUCCGAAAGUUCUCUUGAUGUACAUCACGGCGAUUCAAAUAUUUCCAUGAUAAAUGAAAAUUCUGUUGAUGUCAUGCAUCACAGUAAUGCAACCAGUUCAGAUAUGCUUCAUCACGAUAAUUCUAAUAUGAGCCCAACCGAAAACAGUGAAAUGAUUGUCAGAAGAAAUUCUCUUAGCAGAACCAUGAGUUCUAUACAUGAGAACUCUUUGGAUGUUAAUGUAGACAGCUCCAACAUGACAAUGAUAAAUGAAGACAGCUCUUGUAGUAGUGUUAUGCAGUGUGCCAGUUCUAAUAAUCAGUUGUUCAUAAAUACAAAUUCUCUACAUCAACAAAAUAUAGCAGGCUCUCCCCAUCAUUUAAAAGAAGGGAAUGAUUCCAAAGUGAUGGAUUUAACAAUGAAAUUUCCAAUGGGAACUGUAGCUGAUCUGGUUUGCAAUGCACCUCCUUCAAUGGCAACUCUGCAGAAUUUUGGCAUUACUGAUGCAUCUUCAGCUCCAUUGCCAGCACAAAGUGGACAAAGCGUUGAGAAUUAUCUCGAAAAGAUACGUGUUAAAAAUUCUCCAACAAACAGCACAUUAUUAGGUGAAUGUUUCAAAGGUAAAAUUGUAAAUAAUACGCUAUUAAGUAAUCAAAAUAUGUGUAUUCCAAUACAAAAUUCCAAUGAUGUCAUGCCUAGUUCUGAGAGUCAUUUAUCAAGAAUUGCAGAACCGGUGUUCAUGUCAUCUCAACAAUCUUUUGUUGUUGAAAAUAAUUCUAACACUCCAAUGGCCAUGAUAUCUAAGACUGAACAUAUAGAGGAACAUAAGACACCUUCAUUGCUUCAAGCGAACUUGUCUACAACCUGUCAGUUGGAUGCCUUUUUGAAUUCUACAGCUGACCAUCUUAUGAAUAACGCUUCUUCAAAUAGAUCUGAAUCUGUGAAAAAUACUCAAAUUCCUUUAGUACCAACCAAAAACCAACCGAUUUCAAUGAACUCACCGACUGCGCUCAUGGUUUCUUCAGUUUUGAAACCACAGAUAUCCCCUUCGGACACCAAUUCAAAUCAUAUUGCGUCCACUAUACCUUCAGAAGUCAUCUUAAAUUCCCAAGUUUCCCCCUCUAUGAUGUGUCAUGCUUCGCCCAAUACAUUACCCCAAGAUUCAAUACUUUCCUCAUCGAAUCUCUGUCUGUCAAAUAUAGAAAGCAAUUUAAUGUCGAGUACAAUAAAUUCACAAAGGAUAUUGAUGCAGACAUCUCCUGGACAUGUUUCACCAUCUAAAAUUACUGCAAUUCCUACAACUAUGCCUACUCAACUCUCAUUAACCACCCAAGAGAAAGAAGUAAUUUUGGAAGCAGCAGUUGAUUUGUACAAAACACAAGAAAAAAUUUCUAACAUGGAUUGUCUAAAUAAUGAGAAUAAGGAACCAAUAAUCGGUAGUUUAUAUAUGAACAAUUUCCUUACAAUCCCCAAUGGAGGUCAAAAUGAAUCAAAUGUUCCGGUUUCAAGCAAUAUAUCAGCUCAACUCCAAACAACAUCUAAUGAAACUUUCAACACUCCAGCAUCAAAUAUUGAAAAAAACGAUUUUUCAAUUCCUAUUUCUGUGAAAGAAAUGCAAAUUACAUCUCACUCCCCCAUCAGUUCUGUUGAAAAGAAAAUUGAGGACAGGAUGAUACCCCAAGGAUUCACCACUCUUAGUGAAAAUGAAUUAAUCAACUUCAUCAAUCCUAGUUGUUUUGAUCAAGGUAACAGUUAUGCAUAGUUCAGUAGUAUGUUGAAUGUUAUAAAAUGAAUAAUAUUUGCUUGCUGUAGUUGUAUUUUUAGCACUAAUUAUAUUGUUUGUUUCUGCAUCCUUACUUUGUAGUUGUUUUUUAAUAUUGGUUAUUUAUGAAUUAAUGUAUGUUUUAUUCUUUGAGAUAUAUUCGUGAAUUCUAUAUAUUUUAUGAUAUAGAUAGUAUUUUAUGUAAAUAAUAAGUUGUAGUUCAAUGGAAUUACAAUGAAAAUGAAUUUAUUAUUGUUGUUUAUCAAGACAAAAUUUUCAUGAAGCUGAAUGACUCUUCCAAUAAUAAUCAGAACUGAAAGACUAAAAAAUUCAGCAACAUUUUAUUGAUUCGAGGUUGAAUUGAUAAUUGUUUUUAUGAUUUUUUCUUUGUUCUCUAAUGUUAGCUCUUGAUAAAAAAUUGCAUGCUGAAUUUUCUUAAAUACUAAAGAUCAUGGAGGAAUUGUGCAACCAAUUUGUAUGUUUUGUUUUUUUUAAUUCAAAUUAAUGCCAUAUUUAUACCUACUAACAAAUGAAUAUUUCAUAAUUUCUAUCAAAAAGAUAAAACUCGUUUUGAAAAGCCUAAUACCAUAUUUUAUCUAUUAAUUUUCAUUCAAUCAAAAAUUAUAUUGAAAGGUAUAGGAGAAAAAUCAUCAAUGUCCAUUUGAGAUAGAUUUGAAAUGAUAUAAUGGAAACUCAUUAUUAUUCCAUCUUUGGCCUUGUUUUAAGUGGAUUCGUUUAGUUUUUCUCCUCAGUAAUGAUUGUACAUAUUAGUAUUCCUAAAAAGCUACCAUGUGGAGUCAUUAUCUCAUAAUCGACAAACAUGAUCAAUGAUGUUUUUUCCCCUGUACCCUUCAAUUGAACACUGAGUUUUAAUGUAUUGUGUGUUGUUUAGUACUUUAGGUAGCAAAACAAAAUUUAGUCAACUUUUGUUGCAAAUUGUUAUUUAUUAGUAAAUAAAGAGAUUUCUUGUGAAAUUUCGAAAAUUGCUCUGUUUCACAUUUAUUUGCUUAAUUUUUUUUAAUUUCUCAUUAGUUAGUCAAAGAUGUGAAUAAUGAAUAAUUGGAAUUUUCAAAGAUAUUGAAAGAAUAUUUACAUGCAGUCAAAAUAGUGGGGAGCUACGAUAAUUUCUACUGCUUUGUGAAGUGUUGUGCAAAUUGGAACUAUUGAUCUGCAGAAUUUUGAAGGACUGGGAAGCAUUGGUUGUCAUUUUGUUUGUAAUUUGGUGUUGUUUAGCUGACGAGUGAACAUAUGUUUAUAGUAAAUGCAAUAAGCAGGUAUCGAAUUGCCAGUUAUUAUAUAUGAUUAAUUAUAUUUACGUGUAUAUUUCUCAUUUCCAGGUAGCGUAUUUCCUUUUAUGUUUAAAGAAGAAAUUUAAACAUUUAACAAAUCGCGUUAAAUUUGAAUUUCAACACUAUCACAUAGUGUUCUGACUUGAUACCCAAACUUGGCCAAUUUCAAUUAAAUCCCUGUAUUUUAUUACAGUGAAAGCUUCUAUCAAACAAUAUGGGCUAACCCCAUGCUUAAUCGAAAUAAUUCAAAUUUGAAAUUUUCAGUUAGAAGUCCUUUGAGCUCAUCAAUUCACCAUAAUACAUUAUUCAGAACGGUGAAAACUUCUAAUAGUAUGAACAGCCAAAAUUUGUAUAAUAACAACAUUUAUUUAUAUUUAGUAUUUAAUCGCAUGCAUAACUCACCAAUGAAAAUUGCACAAAUAUGUAUUUUAUGCCAUAUUACGUAGGGCUGAACACUUUUGAAUGUGCAUACUUCUGCCACAUAUCAGAAUAGUGUUUAUUUCAAUUCUUCAUUGUUUUUUCUAGUUUAAUACUGGUAUUUCUUGCUACAACAAUGUGGUUGUUGUUUAAAUGAACACUUCUUUGAUGACAUUGUGAACCCUUCAAAACCCUGUGCAUUUGAGUCUGAAAAAAGAAAUAUGCUCCCAGAUGAGCUAAGAUAAUUCCUAACUUGAUCAAUAGUAAUUUUCACAAAAUUCAGUGGUGAUUAAAAAAGAUGCGGUUGUAAUGAAGGAUGUAAUUUCUCAAGUCGUUCUAGGUUUGGAAGUGUAUUAUUUUUAAGAAGUGUUAAAUUCAAAUACACCAAUAUUUUUGAAAAUGUUUCAGAUAUUUCAAUGAUAUUUAGUAUGAAUUAGUGAAUUAAAAAACUUCAUAUUUUUCUAUACCAGCAUUUACUUUACCAAUAUUCUUAAAGUAAUUUAUUUGUAUUGUAAAAAAUUACUAUAGUGUUUAUUCAUAUCCUUAUGCUUCAUUAACGAUAAGACAAACUUGCUUUGUAUAUUUUUCUUCUUUAAUUAUGAAUAUUUUUAGAAAAUUAAGGUUACUUUGCAUAUGCACAAUACAUUGCCAAACUCAAUUUCUGCUUGUUCAUAGAUUUAAUACUAAUGCUUACACACCUGUACAAAAAUUGUUGAAAUGUCAUCAAAUUACUAUAAUUUUAUCUUUUUCAGUAUAAAGUCAUUUGGUGGUGGCACAUCAUUCUCAUUCUAUUCGCUGUGAAAAGGUAUACUUUGUGUUAACAUAAGCAAAUAAAAAAAAUCAUUUGCCUUCUAAGUGCAACAUAAUUCCUUCUGAUGUCAAUUCUACAAUAGUUUGAUCAUCUUUUGGUUUGCUUGUAUAUAUUGAUUAUGAAUUAUUGUAGAAUCAGUCAAAGUAAUUCAAGGAAUUACCUCAAAGAAUUUUAUUGAAUUUGAGCUUUCAUAAACUAAUUGAAUAAUAUCGACAAUAUAUAUAUCAGGCGAUAUAUAUGUAUCUCAUUGAAAAAGAUUGUAUUCUGACAAUAUCGAUUGGAAUGUAAUAUUUUAACCUAGACAUGAACACUUAAGUCGAGACAAUUAUUCUUGAAAUUUUCAAAUUCAGGAAUCUAUUGGAUUACCCUCAAAUUGAAAUCGCCCUGUAACUAAAAUGAACCCUAUUUUUAGAUGAAAUUAAAUUUUUUCGUACAUGCUACUUAAGUUGAAGUGUAUAGUAUUUUUUUGAACGAAUGUCUAUUUUUAUAUAUUAUAGUCCAUUAAGAGAUUAAAUGCAAGAGCACAGUGUGAAAUUAUUCAAUUCACUAUAAGUCGAGGGCCAAUAUUUUUGUGCAAUACAUUUAGAUGUUUUGUUAAUUUGGUUUGUUGUUUCAGUUAUCAAUAAUUGGAAAUUUCUUGUAAGAAUUAAAUUUUGUUUUCUGUGAAAGCACAAUGUUUGUUUAUUUUUAAUUCAUUUCAAAUUAUUUUCAGUAUAUAUUACUGAAUCAAAUUAAGUUUGAUAACAUAUAUUUGAUGUAUAUUUUUAUGUAUAGAGAAUAAAGAAUAUUUAAAUGUUAUAAUUGUUGAAAUGUAUACUUAAAAAAUGUAUGUAAUACAAUUAUUAAUUGAA